AAUUCACUUAAUGCUCACAGGAUCUGCAUUUGAGUCUGCAGUGCUUCAGAACAUGACGGAGGCUGAGCUGUACUCGCUGUAUAAAGGUGUGUAUGUGCCGAUGCAUUUACAUCCUCCUGAAAGCCUGAGAUACUGCGAGGAGUUCACUUUCCAUCCGGAGGACAUCCUGAUCGCCACUUACCCCAAAUCUGGCACAACAUGGAUGCAGGAGGUGGUUCCUCUGAUCUUGAGUGAAGGUGAUCUGACUCCGGUGCUGACGGUGCCAAACUGGGACCGAGUGCCAUGGCUGGAGGAACACCGGGCGAUCCUGCUGAAUCUGGAGCAGAGAGCUUCUCCACGCGUCUUUGCAACUCACUUCCAUCACCACAUGAUGAACCAGUCUUACUUCAAAAUAAAGCCCAGGGUUCUUUAUGUCCUGCGUAACCCCAAAGAUGUGUUCACGUCCUCGUAUCACUUCUAUGGAAUGGCCUCAUACCUGGUGAAUCCGGGAACCCAAGACGAGUUCAUGGAGAAGUUCCUUGAUGGAAACGUCAUGUUCGGUUCCUGGUUUGAUCAUGUCAAAGGCUGGAUUCAUGCUGAAGAACAGGAAUCCAUACUGUACAUUUUCUAUGAGGAGAUGAUCGCUGAUUUGAAAGGAUCCGUGGAGAAAAUGGCCAAGUUUCUUGGUAAAUCUCUGAGUCCAGACAUGAUGGAGAAUAUCACCAAGCACUGCGUCUUCAAGAGCAUGAAACAAAACAAAAUGUCCAACCUUUCUCUGGUCCCAGAGGAAUACAUGGACCAGAAGAAAUCUGAAUUCCUGAGGAAAGGAAUUGCUGGCGACUGGAAGAAUCUGUUCACUGAAGCCCAAGAGCAGCGAUUUGAUGCUGUAUACAACGAGAAAAUGAGAGAUGUGACAUUCAAAUUCAUGUGGGACUGAAAAAAAUAUAUUUAAUAUUGCUUUUAAUAAACCUUUGGUGCACAUUCACUACAACAGAAAGAUAUUCAACAGACCUUUUUUAAUAAAA
Carassius carassius (crucian carp) is the source of this 1004-nucleotide messenger RNA. RefSeq names its product sulfotransferase 2B1-like. NCBI's taxonomy places the organism in Eukaryota, Metazoa, Chordata, Actinopteri, Cypriniformes, Cyprinidae. Gene Ontology annotation, biological process: sulfation. Gene Ontology annotation, cellular component: cytoplasm. The transcript has 6 exons. Bases 11 to 916 code for a protein of 301 amino acids. Gene Ontology annotation, molecular function: sulfotransferase activity. The record is from RefSeq and is a predicted model, not a curated record.